AUGAGGCUUUUCUUUUUUGGAUUUUUGAGCCUAGCUCAUGGCCGCUUCAACACUGGAAUCCUCUACGAUCGCCUCCUAAAAGGCUGGAGCUACGUGGUCGACGUUAGUCAGCCUGGAUGCACAAUGAGUGAAGCCGAAGCGCUUGAAAAAUUCGAAGUGCAUCCUUGGGACUCGGCUCUUGUGCCCGACGAGUGCGUCAAAUAUAUUGAAAAUGAAAUGGAAGAAGCGAAUCCGGGAAAGAUUCCGACUGCUUUUACGGACACUCCGAUGCCGAUGGAAUUGGACAUUCGAUUGAGCCAGUUUCAUGGAAUCGACGCGAAACAGCAACGGGUCUUUUUUACGGCUACAAUGGAUUUCACCUGGCGAGACGAUUUUCUUCACUGGAGACCGAGUUUGAACAACAAUAUCACGCACGUGAUCAUUGCUCCUGACCGAAUCUGGAAACCCGAUGUUGUUCUGAUGGAGAGUCUAUCAGACGACUUCGACAGCAAGUAUCAGGCGGGUAUUACAGUCAACUACGAUGGCACAUGCAACUGGAUCACUCCAAUCAAUUUCGAGGCUGGCUGCGUUUUUGACAUGACCUUCUUUCCUUACGACACUCAAGCCUGUCCCUUGACUUUUGGUCCUUGGACGUAUUCAAGCAGAGACAUUGCUUUCCAGCUCAAAACCGCGACGAAUAAUAUAACUGGUCCAGGCCAGACGGGGCAAAUUCUCGACAAUCCGAUGAAACCAAACUCGACGGAAUGGAAUAUCCUUAGUACUGAUGGAAUCAUGAGAGAAACAAAGUAUCCCUGCUGCGUAGAAAAAUAUCCAGACAUCACAUACGAAAUCGUCUUCAAGCGAUACACCCUCUUGCCAACACUCUCCAUCGUCGUCCCCUGCAUUCUGACAGUAAUUCUCAUCAUUCUCGGUUUUUUCAUGCCCCCAGAUGCUGGCGAAAAAGUCGGCCUAAACAUCACGAUUCUCCUCGCUCUCGUCGUUUUUAUGGACCAGUUGACUCAGCAAAUUCCCCCUAUGCCCGCUAAAACACCACUUAUCGGGCAGUUUUUCGUCGCAUCUCUCGUUCUCGUUGCAUGUUCUCUCAUUUCGACAAUCUUCUGUCUUCGACUACAUCAUACAACUGGAGAAGAAGCGAAGAGAAUGCCAAAAUGGCCAACGGAUUUUCAAAUAUCUUAA
Molecule: messenger RNA, 1176 nt
Organism: Oikopleura dioica
Lineage: Eukaryota; Metazoa; Chordata; Appendicularia; Copelata; Oikopleuridae
Source: the annotation of a GenBank genome assembly